GAAAAAGUUUCGCGCAGCUCCAGCUGCAGUAAAAAGCAGCAGCACAGUCUGCAGGGAUCGGACUCAGCGCUGCAGUUUCCAAGCAAAAUCAGGAUUACUAAACCCCGGCUGAAGAAAGAGUCUAGAAACAUGCUGUUACAGCUCGCAGCCCUUUUAAUUUUAGGGGCAUGGGCUCUCGCAGAUGUGCCUGAGCUGGGAGAUGUGUGCACAGAGGGGAGCUGUUAUCCUGCCACAGGAGAUCUUCUCAUUGGAAGAGCACACCAACUCUCAGCCACCUCCACAUGCGGACACCACAAACCUGAGCCCUUCUGUAUCGUCAGUCAUUUGCAGGAAGAGAAGAAGUGCUUUGUGUGCGAUUCCAGGGGAACCUACGAUGAAAGCACGCACCAAGUAACCAGCCACAGAAUCGAAAAUGUCGUGACUACAUUCGCCCCGAACCGCCUCAAGACUUGGUGGCAGUCAGAAAAUGGCCUGGAGAACGUCACAAUCCAGUUGAACCUGGAGGCAGAGUUCCACUUCACCCACCUCAUCAUGACCUUUAAAACGUUCAGACCUGCUGCUAUGGUGAUCGAACGGUCGUCAGACUUCGGGAAGACUUGGCAAGUGUACCGAUACUUCGCCUAUGACUGCGAGAGCUCCUUCCCCUUUGUCUCUCAAGGACCCAUGGCCAAAGUGGACGAUGUUAUCUGCGAUUCCCGCUACUCCGACAUUGAACCCUCAACUGAGGGCGAGGUCAUCUUUAGGGUUUUGGAUCCAGUAUUCAGGAUUGAUGAUCCCUACAGCCCCAGAAUUCAAAACAUGUUAAAGAUCACUAAUCUGAGGGUGAAGUUCACUAGGCUGCAUACUCUCGGGGACAAUCUUCUGGACUCACGUAUAGAGAUCAAGGAGAAGUACUACUAUGCGAUUUACGACAUGGUGGUGAGAGGAAACUGUUUUUGCUAUGGUCACGCAUCCGAAUGCGCCCCCGUCGAUGGAGCUGGAGAGGUCGUGGACAGCAUGGUCCAUGGCCAUUGUAUGUGUAAUCAUAACACCAUGGGGCUGAACUGUGAGCGCUGUCAGGACUUUUACCAUGACCUGCCCUGGAGACCCGCAGAGGGACGUAACACCAACGCCUGUAAAAAAUGUAACUGCAAUCAUCACUCUGAUUCCUGUCAUUUCGACAUGGCCGUGUAUCAGGCCUCGGGUAACGUGAGCGGCGGCGUGUGCGACGACUGCAAACACAACACCAUGGGUCACAAGUGUGAGCAGUGCAAGCCCUUCUUCUACCAGCAUCCGGAGAAAGACAUCCGCGACCCCAACAUCUGCGAGCCCUGUAACUGUGAUCCGGUCGGCUCUCUUAACGGUGGAGUAUGUGAUCCGCUGACAGACGUGUCUCUCGGGCUGAUCGCGGGUCAGUGUCGCUGUAAGCCUAAUGUGGAGGGUGAGCGCUGUGACCAGUGCAAACAAGGCAAUUACGGACUCAGCGACGACCCUCUGGGAUGCCAGCCAUGCACAUGCAAUGCUUUGGGGACGGUUUCAGGCGGAAGUCCAUGUGAUACAGACUCAGGAAACUGCUACUGUAAACGUCUGGUAACCGGAAGGAACUGUGACCAGUGUCUGCCUCAGCACUGGGGUCUCAGUAACGACAUGGACGGCUGCAGACCAUGUGACUGUGAUCAUGGUGGUGCAAUCAACAACAAUUGCUCUCCUGAAACGGGUCAGUGUCAGUGUCGCGAGCACAUGUUUGGCAGACGCUGCGACCAGGUGGAAUCUGGUUUUUACUUCAUCGCUCUGGACCACUACACUUAUGAAGCUGAGGACGCCAAGUUUGGACCUGGUGUGACGGUUGUCCCGAGACCCCAGCCUCAGGACAGAUCCCCCACUUGGACUGGCAUUGGUUUUGUGAAUGUUCCUGAAGGUGCCUAUCUUGAGUUCAGCAUCGACAACAUCCCCUACUCUAUGGAGUAUGACAUUAUCAUUCGAUAUGAACCUCAGCUGCCAGAGCAGUGGGAAGAAGUGUUGAUGACUGUCAUCAGGCCUCGCGUCAUUACCGCCGACAGCCGUUGUGCGAACACAAUGCCUGACGAUGACAACCAGGUGGUGUCUCUGCAUCCCGGAUCCAGGUAUGUGGUGCUGUCUAGGCCUGUGUGUUUUGAAGAGGGCUUGAACUACACCGUGCGCUUGAGUCUGUCUCGCUACUCCGCUCUAAGUGAUGUGCAGUCGCCGUACACGCUCAUCGACUCGAUCGUCCUCAUGCCACACUGCAAAAACCUGGAUAUUUUCUCUGGCUCUGGGUCAGAGGGUGGAGACAUGGUGACCAACAACGCCUGGGAAACCUUCCAGCGCUACCGCUGUUUGGAGAACAGCCAAGCAGUGGUGAAAACCCCCAUGACUGAUAUCUGUAGGAAUUACAUCUUCAGUGUGUCGGCUUUUCUGCAUCAGGGAGUUAAAGCCUGUCAGUGUGACCCGCAGGGGUCUCUCAGCACGGUCUGUGACCCGAGCGGUGGCCAGUGCCAGUGUCGUCCCAACGUGGUUGGCAGGAACUGCGACAAAUGCGCCCCAGCAACCUUCCUUUUUGGGCCGCAAGGCUGCAGGCCAUGUGAUUGCAGUCCUGAGGGGUCUGUCCACUCCUUUUGCCACGAGGCCACCGGUCAGUGCGAGUGUAUUCCCAGAGCGUAUGGGCGGCAGUGCGACCGCUGUCUGCCGGGACACUGGGGAUUCCCUAACUGUCGCCCCUGCACUUGUAAUGGCCACGCUGAGCAGUGCGACCCGCUCACGGGACAGUGUCUGUCCUGCAGGGACCACACCACUGGACACAACUGCGAGAGGUGUUUUAAUGGCUACUAUGGUGACCCCGUCCUGGGCUCUGGAGACCACUGCCGCCCCUGCAUGUGUCCGGAUGGUCCCGGCAGCGGCAGACAGUUCUCCGGCGCGUGUUAUAAGAGCCUCGACUCCAACCAGGUGUUCUGCGUCUGCAACCAGGGAUAUAAAGGUGCCAGGUGUGAAGAAUGCACCCCUGGUUAUUACGGAAACCCACACGAGGUGGGCGGAGAAUGCCGGCCCUGUCAGUGCAACAACAACAUCGACAUGAUGGACCCGGAGUCCUGUGACGCCCGAACGGGCGCUUGUCUCAAAUGCCUGUACCACACCGACGGCGAGGACGAGGGCUGCAACCGCUGCAAGCUCGGUUAUUACGGCAAUGCACUGACCCAGAGCUGCAGAAAGUGUGUGUGUAAUCAUAUGGGCACUGUUGAGGAGACGUGCCCCUCUCCGGGUAACUGCAACUGUGACUUGAACAACGGUCAGUGUCAGUGUCUUCCUAACGUGGUGGGCCAGCACUGCGAUCAGUGCGCACCGGACACCUGGAAUAUGGCCAGCAGGAAAGGCUGCGAGGCCUGCGACUGCGACCUCAACCAUUCCUUCAGCUCGUCCUGCAAUGAGAUUAUGGGCCAGUGCUCUUGUAAACCUGGGUUUGGCGGCAGAACCUGCAGAGAGUGUAGAGAGCUGUUCUGGGGAAACCCUGAGGUCAAAUGCCACGCAUGUGAUUGUGACCCAAGAGGCAUCGCGGAGCAGCAGUGCAACAAGGUCACAGGUCACUGCUUUUGCGUGGAAGGUGUUUCCGGGCCUCGAUGUGACACAUGUGCUCGAGGCUACACGGGCGAGUUCCCACACUGCGAGCGCUGCCACCAGUGCUUCGCCGAAUGGGAUGUAAUUGUGGGCGACCUCACCAACCAGACCCACAGACUGGUCCAGAAGGUCAAUACCAUCAAAGCCACCGGCAUUACGGGACCCUACCAGGCCACCAUCAAUAACAUCGAAAGCAGCGCCAACUCGAUCCGCAACAUCCUGGCCCAGAAUCCAGCCACUCAGCCUCUAACGGAGAUCCAGGGACUUCUUGAACAAGCUACUGCCUUGAUGGCUGAAAUGAACACCAACCUUAACCUGACGGAGGAGACCUUGUCUGAGAUCUCAUCCGACAACAACAGCACAGACACCAAACUGAAGUCCCUCAAAGAAGAAGCUCAGAAACUGAAACAGACGGUGAAGGACCUUCAGGAGCAGGUGGAGUUUGUGAAGAAUUCAGACAUUCGAGGGGCCAGAGCCAGCGUGAAUCAAUACUAUGAGCAGUCCCAGAAUGCGGAGAUCCGUGCGAAUGCCUCCACCAUUGACCCGGACAACCUGGUUAAUCAGUCUGCCACCCUGCGAACAGAAACAGAAGACUUGAUGAACCAGACCAAAGAAGAGUUCAUUCAAAGGCAGGAUGAGUUUGCGAAGAAACUGGACAACCUCGCUGGACAGCUGGAGACUUUGGACCUGUCUGAGCUUAGCGAGAAGACAUGUGGAAGUCCAGCUGGCUCAGAGAACUGUGCCGACUCUCUCUGCGGAGGCCUGAGCUGUGUGGAUGGGGAAGGAAACAGGAAGUGUGGAGGAGAGGGAUGUGAUGGCCUCACCACGCUGGCCCACAAUGCCUGGCAGAAAGCCAAGGACUUUGACCUGGAGAUUAUCAGCGCUAUGGAGGAAGUGGACAAGCUCUCCAAAAUGGUGUCAGAGGCAAAGGUAAAAGCAGAUGAAGCAAAGCUUAAUGCUCAAGAAGUGCUGUCAAAAACCAAUGAGACCAAAAAGCGUGUGGAUGGAAGCAACGAGGAGCUACGCCAACUCAUCAAACAGAUCCGAGACUUCCUCACUCAAGAUGGAGCGGACCUGGAAAGCAUCGAGGCUGUGGCCAAUGAAGUUCUGCAGAUGCAGAUGCCCACCACUCCAGCCCAGCUGCAGAACCUGACCGCAGAGAUCAGGGAGCGUGUGAGCAGCUUGACAGAAGUCGAGGACAUCCUCAACCAGAGUGCCACUGACAUACUGAGAGCAGAAAGCCUGCUGGAACAAGCCCGCAAGGCCAGGAAGGAGGCGACAGAUGUGAAAGGCACAGCUGAGAUGGUGAAGGAGGCCUUGCAGCAGGCUGAGCGCGCCCAGAGUUCAGUAACUGAGGCACUGAAACAGGCCAGUGCUGACAUCAAGGGAACGCAAGACUUGCUGGUCUCGGUGGAGUCUGAGACGUCCGACUCAGAGCUAAAACUGAGUAACGCCACCCGAAGGCUCCUGAAGUUGGAAAGCGAUGUAGCUCUGCUCAAAGAAAAGGCUCUCAACACCUCCACCAGUACCAAAAGCACAGAGAAAGAGGCUGAUAGCAUCAACACACUGGCUGAGCAGCUCAAAAAGGAUCUGGAUUCAGAGCUGAAGGACAAAUACAGUAGUGUUGAGGAGCUGAUCACACAGAAGGCUGAAGGAGUGGCAGAGGCCAAGAAAAGAGCAGAGAAACUCCAACAGGAAGCCAAAAAUCUGCUGUUACAGGCCAGCGACAAACUUCAGCUUCUGAAAAAUCUUGAGAAGAGCUAUGAUGAAAAUCAGAAGCUGCUGGAGGACAAGGCCAAUGAACUGGUGGAUCUGGAGAAGGCUGUGAAAGAACUGCUUCUGGAUAUCAGUCACAAAGUCACCGUCUACAGCACCUGUCUGUUUUAACGCUACUACUGACUGCUUUAGGAAAAUAUAUUAAAUUACCGUCUAUGUCAAAUCCCUGAGAAGGUUUUGUGAGUUUUAUGAUCACUGUAUGGAAGGGUGUUACACACUUUUAUGAACACAAGAAUGUAAUUUGGAUUUUAAAACAUAGCAGACCAAAGAGUGAAUGUAAGAUAUGCCCAACAUAACUAUGAGACUGCAAUUACAUUGACCUCAUUGUUUCAAUUUUAGAUUCAAAAGUCAAAACAAAAAGUAAAAUAAUAUAAAUGUGAUUUUUUUAAAAACUUUUUUGGUUACUGAUAUCUGAUGCCAACUCUGGAAUACCAUAAAUUCAAUCAGAAUAAACUCAAGCUAGUAAUACAGUGUGAAUUUGUCUCAUGUUAACAAAAUACAAUCUGAGGAAAUCAAUCUUCUUAUGAAACCUUAAAAGAUGGAAAAAAACAGUGGAGACUUGUGUAUUGUGGAAGAAUCACACUUUAUUCAAAAAUAUGUUUGCAUUGUUUAUUUUAUUGCUGUAAUAUGAUACUGGAUAUGUCGCUGCGGUGGAUCGGGAUCACGGCUGUAGACCGGAGCUGGAGCUGUACUGAGACGAUGAGGCUCUUAGGCUGAUGAUACACGGGGCAACUUUGGGCAAUGUUGCUGCCAACGGGCAACCAGGUGAGACACAGGGCCCACGACCGAUCUAAAGUAUCCAGAUAGAAAUUUGUUACCCAUUCUCAAUGGGAAAGUGCCCAAACAUUGCUCAAAAAAAAGUUGCACGGCAAAAUUGCUCAAAAUGUUGACUUGUGUAUCAUCAGCCUUAGGCUGCGGCUCUGACAUUGUUGCUCAUUGUGGUCAUUAAAAUAACCAGAUCAUAAGAGUCAUUUGCUUGUGAAUUGGACACUAGUCAUGCUGUAUAUGUUACUACGUUAUAGUAAUGUUAUUUUUCAACAUUACGUUAGUUACAGUGGAGAAAAAAUUUAUUUGAUUCCCUGCUGAUUUUGUACGUUUGCCCACUGCCAAAGAAAUGAUCAGUCUAUAAUUUUAAUGGUAGGUUUAUUUUAACAGCAAGCGACAGAAUAACAACAACAACAACAAAAAAAAUCCAGAAAAACGCAUUUCAAAAAAGUUAUAAAUUGAUUUGCAUUUUAAUGAGUCAAAUAAGUAUUUGACCCCUUCGCAAAACAUGACUUGUUUGCCUGACGAAGGUCUUUGACCGAAACGUUGCCACUAUUAAAUUUAUUAAAUUUUAAUAAAGGGAGAUUAACAGUG
Onychostoma macrolepis is the source of this 6741-nucleotide messenger RNA. It is a transcript of the gene lamb1a, whose product is annotated as laminin, beta 1a. Gene Ontology annotation, biological process: cell migration; substrate adhesion-dependent cell spreading; basement membrane assembly. Gene Ontology annotation, cellular component: laminin trimer. Gene Ontology annotation, molecular function: extracellular matrix structural constituent; integrin binding. Lineage: Eukaryota; Metazoa; Chordata; Actinopteri; Cypriniformes; Cyprinidae. The record is from RefSeq and is a predicted model, not a curated record. Bases 130 to 5493 code for a protein of 1787 amino acids. The transcript has 33 exons.